Molecule: messenger RNA, 3576 nt
Organism: Haliotis rufescens (red abalone)
Lineage: Eukaryota; Metazoa; Mollusca; Gastropoda; Lepetellida; Haliotidae
Product: sodium-dependent phosphate transport protein 2B-like
Exons: 9
Coding region: 240-2087 (615 amino acids)
Biological process (GO): sodium-dependent phosphate transport
Cellular component (GO): membrane
Molecular function (GO): sodium:phosphate symporter activity
Source: RefSeq, a predicted model, not a curated record
GGUUAAAAUCCCAAUGAUAAUCACAUCAACAUAAUCAUCAUGCUAAUGGAUUGCAGAAAAUAUUCCAAAACUGUGGGGCAAUAUAAUGUUAUUAACAUGAUUAAUGCGAGGAGGAAAUAAUUCGACUGGUCUGUUAAUCGACCAGCGUAAGCGCUACAACCAUCUAAAGGCGCGCUUUUCGAGCACCAACACUCGCGCGUUGAGUCGCUGGGUUCUCAAGAAAAAAGAUCCAAAGCAACAUGCAGCGAGUUGGAUGUGAGCCAGACAGGAGAGUUCAGAAUGAGAACGGUGAAAAUGGUUGGCCCUUGCUGUCCAGUGCGCAUGUUGAGAUUGAGGCGGCGGGUACAGAGAAUGAAGGGGGUAGGCGCUGUAAGGUGACGACGAUGGUGCUAUGGCUGUUGCGGUUGCUAGCCUUGCUGAGUCUGCUGUACAUGUUUGUGUGCUCGCUGUCACUGCUGACAUCAGCAUUCCGACUGCUCUGUGGUAAACUAACAGGAAGUGUGUUCUCAAACUCCUCACUGCUCCAGAACCCCGUGACCGGAUUGAUGAUAGGUAUCCUAGCAACAGUUUUAGUGCAGAGCUCCUCAACAUCAACUUCCAUUGUAGUUUCCAUGGUUGCAUCAGGAGUCAUUACAGUACAGAAUGCAAUACCUAUAGUCAUGGGUGCAAACAUCGGCACCAGCGUCACCAACACAAUUGUGUCAAUGGUUUCCCUGAAAGACAGACAGCAGUUCGAGAGAGCAUUUGCUGGCGCCACCGUCCAUGACAUGUUUAACUGGUUGACUGUCAUCAUCUUGCUGCCUGUGGAAAUUGUGACAGGUUAUCUCUUCCGCCUUACGCAAAGUAUCAUCAGCACCAGUGACCUUCACACCUACAAGACAGGCAAGAAGGACAUGCUCAAGGUCAUCACACGACCUCUCACUGACCUCAUUGUCCAGGUUGACAAGAACGUAAUACUGAAAAUAGCAGAGGGAUGCACGGAAUACAAGAAUAAGAGUUUGCUGAAGGAGUUUUGCAGCUUCCGUGAUGUGACAACAGCAAUGAAUGUCACCCAUGGCAAUGGAACAGUUACAGAGCUUCAGAACACACAGGAAGUGACAGUGGAGAAAUGUUCUGCCCUCUUCAGUCAUCUGGGCCUCACUGAUAUACAAGCAGGUAUAAUACUCCUAGUUGUCUCCCUUGUUCUCCUCUGUGGAUGCCUGGUUGCCAUGGUGAAACUGCUCAACUCCAUCAUGAAGAACCAUGUUGCAACAGCAAUAAAGAAAAUGGUGAACGCUGACUUUCCUGGGAAGUGUUCCUUCCUGACUGGCUACGUCGCCAUCUUGGUCGGUGCUGGUCUCACCGUCGUCGUACAAAGUAGUUCUGUCUUCACGUCAACACUGACACCGCUGGUGGGCAUCGGAGCUCUCAAACUUGACCGUAUGUACCCUCUAACCUUAGGAUCCAAUAUUGGAACCACUGCUACCGCCAUUUUAGCAGCUCUUGCAUCCCCACCAGAGAGACUUCAGACAGCCUUACAGAUAGCACUGUGUCAUUUCUUCUUCAAUGUCUCAGGGAUCUUGAUAUUUUAUCCCAUUCCCAUACUAAGACGAGUUCCUCUGAGGUUGGCCCGAUUUCUAGGUAAGACGACAGCGAAGUAUCGGUGGUUUGCCCUGUUUUAUCUUUGUUUCAUGUUUGUCCUCGUGCCGCUGUGUGUGUUUGGGUUGUCCUUUGCCGGAUCAACCGCCAUUAUCUCUGUUUUGUCUGUCGCAGGCCUUGUGACCUUGUUUAUCAUCAUCAUUAGUAUCAUGCAAAAGAAACGUCCAAAACUGUUGCCAAAGAGUAUGCAGACUUGGGACUUCCUUCCCAAGCCCCUGCGCUCAUUAGAACCAUAUGAUGAUAUUAUCCAGACAACUGGUUAUGCUAUCACAGGGUGUUGUAAGUGUUGUGUUGCUUGUGAGAAAACAGAGUCAGUAGAUACAGAAUCACUUGACCUGACCUUGACCUCAGGGUCAAGCUCACCCAAUAGCAGUUGGUCAUCUACUUCGUCUUCUGACAGUACAGACUCUGCAGCAUCUGUGACAUCAUCCACACCAUUGAUUGUGUAGUCGUAUAGGGUUUGUGGUAAUAUCAGUUGGGUAAUUGAGUGUCUUGAGAGGUUAUGACUGCCAUGUAGGGAGGUUAAUGUGGAAAUUUAUGCUGGUCUGCUAGCCCGAGACUACUUAAUUGUGCCAGGGACAAGUAAAUAUCCAAUGAUGGUAGUUCUUAUUGAGUAGAAGCAUUUGAGGGCUAUAAUUCCGAACCUGUCCUCAGUGCUUUAUUUUUGCUAAAACUUGGAACGGAAUAAAAGUGACUGAAAAUGUAAUCAUAGUAAACAUUUCUGUCACGUUCAAGCCGGACUCGGGGAUUUAUCAUCUUGACAAUAUUUGGCCGCAAGUCUGCAGCAGUUGGCAGUAAAAAUGUCCAAAUGUGAAUGACAAAGUUACGUGAACGUUAUUAUAACUAAUGUGAUGGCUAAGACCCAAAAGAAGAAAGAGGCUUAAUUUAAAUUCUUGAAUUGAAUGCAUUUUUAGAAUGCAAUGUUAAAAUCCCUCUGAAAAUAAGAAUUUUAAGCUUUCUUUCCAAAUUUAAGUCUAAAAGUAUUUUUUGACUUUCAAGAUUGUAUCAUGUUUCAAAGUAUUUUGCAAGCAAAUUAUUGUUGAUAAGUUGCUUGAUCUGUCAAUUGUGUUUCAUAUAUAUUUUAUUCAUCUUCUAACGCAAGUAUGGUCCUCGUCACUUGAAACAGAAUCAUGAAAUAUCGUGAUGAUUAAUUAACGAAGAUGGCUACAUGAGCAGUAAUAUUUAUCAAGGGGAAACUGUUUGUGUCCUGGCGGCCACCUAUUUUUCGAUGCCUGUGUCCUCCACAUGACUGUCUUCUGUGUCUUUACCUAGCAGACUGGUUGAAUGCUUGACCAUAUCUCGAUCUCGACACCAGAUAAAGUAGAAAAUAUGACAUUUCUUCAGGCAGCUUUUGCCAUGUGCUCACACUGGAUGGAUGUUUUAUAACUUCACUGUGCAUAACAAGAGCAUUAUCCCGCGAUAUGCCAAGGAGAGGCAUGGGCCACCGAGCCGUGGAUGCCCGUGCCUAUAAUAAAAACAGAAGAUGAGAUUGGGUUAAAUGGCCGAGGGUGUGCAGGUACUAGUGGGCUACAAAGCUGCUAAUUGUGUAUACCAAAAUGCUACCGUUGCCAUGGCCACUAGCGUGGCCAACGGCGAUUGCAGCUAGCGCUGCUGGUCUGAGACUGCUACCGCUGUCCGGCCCCCACGGUAGCAUAUUUAAACGCUACCAUUGCUUGGCAACUCCCACGCUGCCAAAAGCAGCUCCCCGCUGCUGGCCUAAGUCAGAUUACCGCAGCCCGGCCCCAGGUAGGCGGCCAAAGCAGAUCCCACUGCCCGGCCCCAUUAGUAAAACCAUUGUGCGACUACCGCAGCGGACCCAACUGUCAGCUACCGCUUGACAAGACGACUUCCGCCGCCGGGCCCAUAUACGUGGCAAUUGUUUGCCCCAACGUAUGUUAUUUUACGAUUCCCCGGCUGAAAAGUCGGGAAAGACAAGGU